AUGUCACAAAUCGGAUCUAGAGCACCUUUUACGAAAGAACAAACAUUUACCAACUACAAUCAUGAACAAGGCAAUGCUUAUGUCCAGGGUCGCCCGGACUACCACCCUAAACUAUACCAAUACAUCAUCGACUCUCACAUCUCGACCGAUGGCCAACUAGAUACACUUCUAGAUCUGGGUAGUGGUCCAGGUACUGCUACUCGGGCAUUGGGGGUCAACUUCGCUCACGCCAUCGGCCUUGAUCCAUCCGAAAGUAUGGUUGCUACAGCUCGGUCCAUAGGGGGUGUCACUUCGAUCUCUGAGUCCAUCCGCUUCGCGGUCUCUACAGCGGAAGACUUGGGCACAAGUCUCUCAAACCAACCAAUUCCAAAUGCCAGUGUUGACCUUAUAACAGCCGCCAACUCUGCACACUGGUUCAACAUGUUUCGAUUCUGGGAAACGGCUGCUCGUAUCCUCAAGCCUGGCGGGAGCGUUAUAAUGUGGACGAACGGCAAAACAGCCAUGCACCCAUCUGUUCCCAAAUCCACUGCUAUCUAUGCCGCCCUAGAUCAUCUGGAAGAGACUCAUCUGAGAUCUUAUAUGGUUCGAGGGAAUUUCAUGACGAGGAAUCGCUAUAUCGAUCUUGCCGUAGACCCUAGAUGUGCCUGUUUCAGGUUUUUAUCAGCCAGCAUUUGUUAG
Molecule: messenger RNA, 678 nt
Organism: Penicillium angulare
Lineage: Eukaryota; Fungi; Ascomycota; Eurotiomycetes; Eurotiales; Aspergillaceae
Product: class I SAM-dependent methyltransferase
Exons: 1
Coding region: 1-678 (225 amino acids)
Molecular function (GO): S-adenosylmethionine-dependent methyltransferase activity
Source: RefSeq, a predicted model, not a curated record